AGCGGUGGGCCACCAGUACUCGUCCCUGGGCUCCCAGCCCAUCCUGUGCGGCUCCAUUCCUGGCCUGGUGCCCAAGCAGCUGCGAUUCUGCCGGAACUAUGUGGAGAUCAUGCCCAGUGUGGCAGAAGGGGUGAAGAUCGGCAUCCAGGAGUGCCAGCAUCAAUUCAGGGGCCGUCGUUGGAACUGUACCACCAUCAACGACAAGGCCAUCUUCGGACCAGUGCUGGACAAAGCCACGCGUGAGUCAGCAUUCGUUCAUGCCAUCGCAUCAGCUGGUGUGGCGUUCGCGGUGACACGGUCCUGUGCGGAGGGUUCGGCCACCAUCUGUGGUUGCGACACGCGACACAAGGGUCCGCCGGGCGAGGGCUGGAAGUGGGGCGGCUGCAGCGAGGACGUGGAGUUCGGCAGUAUGGUGUCCCGGGAGUUUGCAGACGCUCGUGAGAACCGGCCCGAUGCGCGCUCCGCCAUGAACCGCCACAACAACGAGGCGGGUCGAACAUCUCUGAAUGACAACAUGUUUCUGAAGUGUAAGUGCCACGGCCUGUCCGGCAGCUGUGAGGUGAAGACAUGCUGGUGGUCCCAGCCUGACUUCAGAGUGAUUGGAGACUACAUGAAGGACAAGUAUGACAGUGCUUCAGAGAUGGUGGUGGAGAAGCACAAGGAGUCCCGUGGCUGGGUGGAGACGUUGAGAAGCAAGUACAACUUCUUCAAACCACCCACGGAGCGAGACCUGGUCUACUACGAGAGCUCGCCCAACUUCUGCGAACCCAACCCAGAAACAGGCUCAUUCGGGACACGCGAUCGCACCUGUAACUUGACGUCACACGGCAUCGACGGCUGCGACCUGCUGUGUUGCGGCCGGGGACACAACACCCAGGCGGAGAAACGGAAGGAGAAGUGCCACUGUAUCUUCCACUGGUGCUGCUACGUCAGCUGCCAAGAGUGUGUUCGAGUCUACGAUGUCCACACCUGCAAAUAGAUAGAGCCUCUGGCACCACUCUUUCUGCACCUCACCCCAAUUUUUUUUUGUAAGACUUCAACAUAUAAAACAAGAAGCUACUGUACGAGUCGGGCUCAGAGGACUUGAGAGGCUUUGAUUUGACUUUGAUCAAGCGUUAACCGACUCAGCUAUAGUACAGUCAGCUAAUAGGCAAAAAAAUAUAUAGCCGCCUGUCAUGCGAUGCGGUGGAUUCAGCCCCUGUCUUAGAAUGCUGAGGUAGUUCCAGAACACAGUGGUGCGCCCAUGGAGGCUCCAUUCAGAGACAAACAACAUGAUGAUGUUGAUGUUGAUGAACACCAUGUCAUCGAUAGAGGCGAAAGAGGAGACCAUUACAGAGUGGGCUGAUUGUAGCCAAGGAGGGACUUCAAGUGAUUUCCAGAAAGGUGUUUCAAGGUAUUGGUUUCCUGACACAAGAAAAGAGAACUAGGUUUUAUACGGGCUAUAUAAACUGUGCUGUUAACAAGCACCAUAUUGGUGAAUUAUCUGUGUACUCUGUGUUGUCACCUUCAUGUAGAGCAGAACAGCACUGUCUAAACCUUUGGGACACCAUACAAUCUAUGAUGAACAUGUCAUAUUUUUCUAUUCCCACCUGA
Molecule: messenger RNA, 1593 nt
Organism: Oncorhynchus tshawytscha (Chinook salmon)
Lineage: Eukaryota; Metazoa; Chordata; Actinopteri; Salmoniformes; Salmonidae
Product: protein Wnt-3a
Exons: 3
Coding region: 110-979 (289 amino acids)
Biological process (GO): canonical Wnt signaling pathway; cell fate commitment; multicellular organism development
Cellular component (GO): extracellular region
Molecular function (GO): cytokine activity; frizzled binding
Source: RefSeq, a predicted model, not a curated record